Messenger RNA from Sesamum indicum (sesame), 2532 nucleotides. RefSeq lists its product as uncharacterized. Gene Ontology annotation, molecular function: protein binding. The record is from RefSeq and is a predicted model, not a curated record. Lineage: Eukaryota; Viridiplantae; Streptophyta; Magnoliopsida; Lamiales; Pedaliaceae.
UUCUUUCCUUUUCUCUCUCUCCCUCUCUUGCUCUGCAUUCAGGAAUUUUCAACUUGAACAAAUUUCUCCAGUGACUCUACUUUUCUUGAUCACUCUAUUCUCUUCUCCUUGUGCGAAUUCAUGAAGUUUUAGGGUUUUCUUGGAAAAUAAAGUAAAGAAUUCAAAGGGUUCAUCAAGAAAAGGGCAAUGUCGAGUAGAACUGGUGUUGAUUAUCACAACAAUGAUUACAGUACUCAACCAAGAGGCUUCUUGACGCCGCCCCCGACAUGGAAGACGAGACGGUGUCCUCCGGUGAUGCCAGCGUCCGAGAAGAAACCAAGAAGGUCACCACAGUCCAGAGCUGACUGCUUCCAUAUCAUUCACAAGGUCCCUUCUGGGGACUCUCCCUACGUCAGAGCAAAACAUGUGCAGCUGAUAGACAAGGAUCCAAGCAGGGCUAUUUCCCUGUUCUGGUCAGCAAUAAAUGCUGGUGAUCGAGUUGAUAGUGCCUUAAAAGAUAUGGCUGUUGUCAUGAAACAAUUGGAUCGGUCCGACGAGGCAAUUGAGGCCAUUAAGUCCUUUCGUCAUCUCUGUCCUCCCGAAUCUCAGGAAUCCCUUGACAAUAUAUUGGUUGAACUGUAUAAGCAAUCUGGCAGGAUUGAGGAAGAGAUUGAAAUGCUUCAACUAAAACUGAAGCAAGUAGAAGAAGGAAUAGCUUUCGGGGGGAAGAGAACGAAGAUGGCAAGAUCUCAAGGAAAGAAGAUACACAUCACAGUUGAAAAAGAGUAUUCUAGGUUGUUAGGGAAUUUAGCAUGGGCUUACAUGCAGCAGAAAGACUUCAAGUCCGCAGAAGAAAAUUACAGAAAAGCACUGUCAUUUGAAUCAGAUAAGAACAAACAGUGCAAUUUAGCCGUAUGCUUGAUGCACAUGAAUAAGUUUACAGAAGCCAAAUUUCUGCUCCAAGCAAUAAGAGAUUCAUGUGACAAUGGUCAUAUAGAUGAAUCACAUGUUAAGUCCUAUGAGCGUGCCUCUCAAAUGCUGGUCGAGUUGGAGUCACAGCGCGUCCUUAAGCCUAUAAAACAGACAGAACAUUGUAAUGAAUCUGGAAUAGCUAGACGAUUUGCAGAUGGACAUCUUAAUAAAAUGGAGCCAUUUGGUGGUCAAUGGGAUAGUGGAGUCUAUUUUCGGAAAAACUGUGAUGAUAACAAUGGUGGUAUGCAGUCAUCUCCACUGCCUUUGUCAGUCGACAAAAUGAAGAAUGGAGCAUUUACUGAACUUCCUUGUGAGAAAAGGGCUGAUUCUGACUGGAGAACAAACCGUUAUCAGCCUAAUAUUGGCAAUGGAAUAUAUUCAGCAUGCAAGAGGGCAUAUACAUCCCCCUUUUUCAAUCAAAUGAUUCCAAAAGUUCCAUUCACCCAACCGCGGAGAUGUUCACAGUCUGGAGAUCAAAGAAAGGGUGGCUUGAAAGAAAAUGCAUAUGCAAGUUCCUGUCGGAAAUUGUCCUUUGGAUCGUCUAUGGAUACUGAAAAUGUGCAGUCAUUGAUGAACAAAAAUGUUAAUUAUUAUUCUACUGCUCCUGCUGAGGUGCGACGAAUUUCGGAAAAGCAUUUUCCCUUUACUGGUGGAGAUUGGAGAAAGAAUUCAUCAGAUAACCUUGAUCGAAACAGUGGGUUUUUGAAGCCCUUAGAAACUAAUGGAGAAAGGAUGAAUCCAUUGGCAUAUGAUUGCAAGAAAUCUGCUACAGAAGAAUCUGAUUUGCCUUUGGACUUUUCUGCUGAGUGUUCAGAAACUAAAGAAAUUUGUGACAGGAUUUCAGGUCAAUGUUGCAGGUUAACUAGUGCGGUUAGCAUUUGGCCUUCCAAUUGUAAAGAUGAGGAGACAAGUAGGAUGACAUGUGAAGAUAAGAAAAGUUGGGCUGAUAUGGUCGAAGAAGAUGAGCAAGAGUUGGUAAGUUGGAGAAAUGAUUUCCCACGAAGCUAUUCAAACAAUCAAUCUCAAGAUUCUUUAUUGUCUAUCCAAACUCCAGCCGAUAUAGCUGUUGGGUCUAUGAUUCAAGAAGGGUUUAAUGAUGAGAAUGUGGACUCUAACAUAAUUUCUGAGACUCCCAAGUCACUCUGUCAAGCUGAGAAAUUAAGUGAACAGAUUGAACUGAUUGAUCUGGGGAGCGGAUAUUUUACACAACCUGAGAAAACGACUUUAUCAACGAACCAAGCAGUGAGGCGUUCUUUGUAUUUCGAUCAGAAUCACAAACCAGGGACAGCAAAAGAUCAUUGUACUUCACCAUUGACAGUCAAAGUUUUUAACUUUGAAGGCCAAGGUUUAGAACUCCCAGAGGAUGUCUGUUCCACAAAAUCUAUAAAGCGGAGGAGCAGGUUGCAGGUUUUCCAGGAUAUAACACUUAUUCCUGAAAGUUCAGAUCUUGAUAUCACACAGAAGAACUAGUGAUGCUAUCUUUCCCUUAUCUGCUCGACAGGUCUGAAUAUUGAUUUCUGCAAGUGUCUUUGUGUAUUGAAAUUCCAAACUGAUUCAGCUGUAAAUCUCUACAACACCGUA